AUGGUUUUAAAUGCGCGGGGCUGGAGGGCGGGGGGUGGCGCGAGGGGCAUCGCUUCUGCGCAGGCGCGGGGCACCCCCUGGGGGCCGGGGGUCGUUGCGGGUGUCGGGGGCGCCGGGGGGUGGCCCUGGGGGGUGCUGGCGGAGAGCGACGCGAGCGAUGCAGUGGCUGAGACCGAGGGGGCCGGCGACGGCGCGUCCACGUCAUUCUGCAACGAUCCAACUGCUGAGCCGCCCGCUAUAACACCGGGACCAGGCAGAGGGUCGGGGGGUGGAGGGAUCGGUGGAGCG
Brenthis ino (lesser marbled fritillary) is the source of this 288-nucleotide messenger RNA. The record is from the annotation of a GenBank genome assembly. NCBI's taxonomy places the organism in Eukaryota, Metazoa, Arthropoda, Insecta, Lepidoptera, Nymphalidae.